Molecule: messenger RNA, 1667 nt
Organism: Rubroshorea leprosula
Lineage: Eukaryota; Viridiplantae; Streptophyta; Magnoliopsida; Malvales; Dipterocarpaceae
Source: the annotation of a GenBank genome assembly
CCCUUUGCCUUUCUGUCUCUGCCCCUUUUAUUCUCUGCACCUCUCAAAACAGAAAGGCCCAGACUUUCUCAUGAGAGUUUAUCUCUUCCAACAAACUGCCCAAUCCCCAAAACUGAAAUACGGAAAAGAGAGAUCUCGACUAGAAGGAAAUAGCAGGUGCAUUCCCCUCCUCCUGGCUAUUUUGUACGUCUAGAAAAUACAGACGAUUUGUAUUUGAAGAAGAGAACAAGGAUGCGCAAGUGGCUGUGUUGUACUUGUCAAGUAGAGGAGUCGUAUCCAUCAAAUGAAAAUGAGCACCUGAAAAGCCCCAAGAACCAUUCAGAUGGACAACCAAAGGGGUCAAAGGUGUCAGCUCUUGUCAAAGCUGAAGUGCAGAAGACAGCACCACCACCUAUAGAGGUGCCUGCAUUGUCUUUGGAAGAACUAAAAGAAAAGACAGACAACUUUGGAUCAAAGGCAUUGAUUGGUGAAGGAUCAUAUGGAAGAGUGUAUUAUGCAAACUUAGAUAAUGGGAAAGCAGUGGCUGUUAAAAAGCUUGAUGUUUCAUCUGAGCCCGAGUCAAAUGUUGAGUUUUUGACCCAGGUUUCUAUGGUUUCAAGAUUGAAGCAUGAAAAUGUUGUCGAAUUGCAAGGUUAUUGUGUUGAAGGAAAUCUCCGUGUACUUGCAUAUGAGUUUGCAACGAUGGGAUCAUUACAUGACAUAUUACAUGGAAGGAAGGGGGUUCAAGGGGCACAGCCAGGUCCAGUGCUUGAUUGGAUGCAGCGGGUACGAAUUGCAGUUAAUGCUGCAAGGGGCUUGGAAUAUUUGCAUGAGAAGGUUCAACCAUCUGUAAUACACAGAGAUGUCAGAUCUAGCAAUGUAUUACUCUUUGAAGACUUCAAAGCCAAGAUUGCAGAUUUUAACCUUUCAAAUCAGACUCCUGACAUGGCUGCUCGCCUUCAUUCUACUCGAGUCUUGGGGACCUUUGGCUACCAUGCUCCAGAGUAUGCAAUGACUGGACAGUUGACACAAAAGAGUGACGUGUACAGUUUUGGUGUUGUUCUUCUGGAGCUUCUGACAGGGAGGAAACCAGUAGAUCACACCAUGCCGCGAGGACAACAGAGUCUUGUUACCUGGGCCACUCCACGACUAAGUGAAGAUAAAGUCAAACAAUGUGUAGAUCCAAGGCUGAAUGGAGAGUAUCCUCCCAAAGGAGUUGCAAAGCUGGCAGCUGUGGCAGCAUUAUGCGUUCAGUAUGAAGCUGAGUUCCGUCCAAACAUGAGCAUUGUUGUAAAGGCCCUACAGCCCCUCCUGAAGCCUCCAUCUCAAGCUCCAGUCCCAGAGUCUAGUUGAAGAGAAUAAGCACAGUUUCACCCAUUAUUGGGAUUUCUGCAACCAGUGCACGAUUUGGUUUCAUUCGACUGUGGAUUCCAUGGAUCACCAAAUAUAUAUAAGUAAUAUAUAUAUUUUUUUCAAUUUUCCAUGUAUGAGAUGGGAUGUCUAGGAUCGAAUUGGAUUGUUUAGUGUCAGUGAUUGUGAUCUUUCUUCCUGAUGUGAACCAGGGUGGUGUUGGCUUAAUUUAAAGUCUAAAGUGAUGAAAAUGACAUAUGGUAUUGGGUGGUUUGGUGGAUAAACUCUUUGUAUUGUUUGCUUUGUUUUUCUAAUCUUACUAAAUGGAGUAUUUGUAU